This is a messenger RNA of Oreochromis niloticus (Nile tilapia), 5063 nucleotides long. It is a transcript of the gene scyl2, whose product is annotated as SCY1 like pseudokinase 2. The coding region runs from base 182 to 2956 and encodes 924 amino acids. The record is from RefSeq and is a predicted model, not a curated record. The transcript is spliced from 19 exons. Gene Ontology annotation, biological process: protein phosphorylation. Gene Ontology annotation, molecular function: ATP binding; protein kinase activity. Lineage: Eukaryota; Metazoa; Chordata; Actinopteri; Cichliformes; Cichlidae.
CCCGGAAGUAGAGCUCUUCGUUCACUAGCGUACCAAGCUAACUCAUUUCGUAUGCUACUGGAAGACAUGGGGGCUGUGUUUCACAGCCAUUACUGACAGCGGUACGGCUGAGAGUCCACUUAUAAUAGGAAGUAAAUCGGAGACCCUUUUUUAAUAUUAAGCUGUCAGGUCGAGCCUGAACAUGGAGUCCAUGCUGAACAAAUUGAAAAGCACUGUCACUAAGGUGACAGCCGAUGUCACUAGCGCUGUUAUGGGUAACCCUGUGACACGGGAGUUUGAGGUCGGGCGACACAUUGCAAGCGGAGGUCCCGGCUUGAGCUGGAGGAUCUAUAAUGGCACCAAGAAGUCCACCAAACAGGAAGUAGCAGUUUUUGUUUUUGACAAGAAAAUGAUCGACAAGUAUCAGAAAUUUGAGAAGGACCAAAUCAUCGAUUCACUGAAAAGAGGCGUGCAACAGUUAACCAGACUGCGUCACCCCCGUCUCCUAACUGUUCAGCAUCCCUUGGAAGAGUCACGAGACUGCUUGGCAUUCUGUACAGAGCCGGUGUUUGCCAGCCUGUCCAACGUGCUUGGCCAAUGGGACAACCUGCCCAGCCCUGUGCCCAGCGACAUCAAGGAGUACAAGCUCUAUGAUGUGGAGACCAAGUAUGGCUUGCUACAGAUCUCGGAGGGUUUGUCCUUUCUCCACAGCGGGGUGAAAAUGGUCCAUGGCAAUCUGUGUCCAGAGAACAUUAUCCUCAACAAGAGUGGUGCGUGGAAGAUCAUGGGUUUUGACUUCAGCAUCUCCUCUAACAACCCGUCAGAUGCUGAGCCCAAGUACACAUGUAAAGAGUGGCAGCCCAACCUUCCUCCACUCUGCCUACCCAACCCAGAGUACCUGGCUCCCGAGUACAUACUGUCGGUUAGCUGUGACGCUGCCUCUGACAUGUAUUCUCUGGGCGUGGUCAUGCAUGCUGUCUUCAAUGAGGGGAAGCCUGUUUUCCAAGUCAACAAGCAUGACAUUUUUAAGAGUUUCAGCAGGCAGCUGGACCAGUUGAGCAGCAUGAGUCCAGCGGUGCUGAGCAAGAUCCCAGAGGAGGUGCGGGAGCAUGUCAAAAUGCUGCUGAGUGUCACACCUAAUGUCCGGCCUGAUGCCGACCAGAUGACUAAGAUCCCAUUUUUUGAUGAUGUUGGUGCAGUCACGCUGCAGUACUUUGAUUCCCUCUUCCAGAGGGACAACCUACAGAAGUCCCAGUUCUACAAAGGACUCCCCAAAGUCCUACCCAAGCUACCAAAGAGAGUGGUUGUAUAUCGCAUCUUGCCAGCUUUGACCUCUGAGUUCGUCAAUCCGGACAUGGUUCCCUUUGUGCUUCCCAACGUGCUGCUGAUUGCUGAAGAGUGCACCAAGGAGGAGUAUGUUCGCCUCAUCCUGCCCGACCUCACGCCUGUUUUCAAGCAGCAAGAGCCUAUUCAGGCUAGCAAUAUGAUUCUGCUGAUAUUCCUGCAAAAGAUGGACCUACUGCUGACUAAAACGCCACCAGAUGAUAUAAAGAAUAGUGUGCUGCCCAUGGUCUACAGAGCUCUGGAAGCCCCUUCAGUACAGAUCCAGGAGCUGUGCCUCAACAUCAUCCCAACCUUUGCAAACCUGAUUGAUUACCCAUCUAUGAAGAACUCUCUCAUCCCUCGGAUCAAAUCAGCCUGCCUACAGACAUCCUCACUUGCUGUGCGAGUGAACUCUCUCGUGUGCCUGGGGAAGAUUUUAGAAUAUCUAGACAAGUGGUAUGUCAUUGAUGAGAUCCUGCCCUUCCUGCAACAGAUCCCCUCUAGAGAACCAGCAGUACUCAUGGGCAUCUUAGGGAUCUAUAAGUGUACAUUCAGCCACAAGAAGCUGGGCAUCCCCAAAGAGCAUCUUGCUACCAAGAGUUUGCCCCACCUCGUCUCCCUCAGUAUAGACAACAACCUCAAUCUCAAUCAAUUUAACUCUUUCAUGAUGGUUAUCCGUGACAUGCUGAGCCGCAUGGAGACAGAGCACAAGACCAAGCUGGAGCAGCUACACAUCAUGCAGGAGCAGCAGAGGAGCAUGAACAUAUCAAAUCCACUCAGCCAAGCAGAGGAGAACAAGAGCCCACCUAAUUCUGGCAACCAGAUUGAUGACAUCUUUGGUGGCACAGGGGUUCAUGGGAAGGAAAAUGGAUCUGCAGCACCAGUCUCACAGCCUAACAGAGUGUCUCUCACACUAGAAGAGAAGCAGCGAUUGGCUAAAGAGCAGGAACAGGCAGCCAAACUGAGGAACCAGCAGCCGUUAGCGCCACAGACGAUCAAACCAGCCACUGCUGCCUCUAACUCGCAGACUAAGGAUCUGACCAGCAGCCUACUCAGCAACAUGACAUCUCUGUCCAUGGCAAACACAGCACGACCAGCCCCAGUGCAGGGAUCCACCAUGUCUGCAUUCCCCUCCUCCGGUCCAAUGGUCGGCUCCAUGGGAACCUCGGUCUCAAACGGUUUUAACCCAGCUAUGGGCUUCCAGACAGGAGGCAUGGGGAUGGGCAUGCGACCUGCAGGUCCCAGCCUCUACGGUGGAAUGGCCACCACCACCAGCACCCCAAACUUUGGAUCCCUCACACAGAAUCAAGGAACAACUGGACAAACAAAUAAACCUCCUGACAUGUCAGCAUUGGACAGUCUUUUUACAUCCAACAAGUCCAAAGUCACUCUUAACCAGAUCGGUCCCAAAGCUCCACCUGGAACCAGCAGCCCUUGGCUUGGUCAGUUUAAUUCACCCCAGAACCCUCAGACUCAGAUGCAGGGUGUGUCAGUUGGUAUGGGAGGGGUGCCCGGUGGGUUUGGGAUGCAAGCAAACCCUUUUUUCAGCCCUCAGAACUUUGCUCAACCUGCUGCUGCUGCCCCUAGCAUGAACCCAAGUGGGAUAAAACAUAGUGCAUCUGUCAACAAUGAUCUGAAAGACUUAUUUGGCUAAACAAGAAUUAAAGAGAGACUCCAGGUUAAGUAUAUUCUUUUAAUGACUGUGGACAGAAGAGCCUUGAAUUCUCAAAGAACAGGCCGACUGAAUGUGAAGAUUUAAAGUCCUUUCAAGGGUCUUACUGUUGGCAUUUUUAAUCUGACCUGGCUUAAGUUCUGACUCUCUCUGUUGGCAAACUAACCUGAAUUCCAUUUUUACUUGACUAGAAGGACAGAAUAUCGAGGUGAAAUUUCUUCUUCUAUGCUGGGGGUUUCCUACUGUUUUUGUACUUGACGUUCUUGGGAGUCCACAUGGGUUGACUUGAAUUCCAACUCAGAUUAUUCAGGAAGGGUUUGUGUUUAUAACAUGAAUGAUCGAGUGGAUGGACUGCAGUUCACUUCUUGAACACGUGACAUCUGAGUCAACACAAUUGGCAGAAAAAAUCUUUUUAAAAAGUGGUUACUGUGUGUCUCAUCUGGUCAUUUUCAGGCUUCCGUACCUUUAAUCCUGUUUGGAUUGUAAUCACCCCGUUAAUUUGCCGUUAUCGGUUGUUGUUAUUAUUCCUAUGACUGUUAACAGUAGGUAGUCACCUCACUGCUAGUGGGCUCAGUAGAGCAGGGCUGCUCAACAGGAAAAAUAGUGCAUAAAGAGGCAAGCAGGAAAGUGGAGGCAUAAUCUUCUAAUUUCUUCUAGGCUUGAUUUUUACUUUCACUUACUUUUUACUUGAAUUUGCUGCUUCUUGGCGUCCUUGUGCUGAUUAUGUUAGGUUAAAAAACUACUUGGGUAGGAAAAGAAGGAAUGCACUUCUUUAGACAGCCACUAGAGAGCUCCUGCAUAAUUGAGGUCUUUUCUGCUUAUUGCCAAUUAUGAUGGUAGUAGGUGGAUAAGGGUGCAUGCUGACUAUUUAUGGGACUGAUUACAACACAUAAUGGCUAGUCAGUGGGCUGAUUACAUCCAUGUGAACUAUACUGCUUUUCCAGACUGUUUUUUAGAAUUGCUGCAAGUCUAAAAUGAUCAGAGAGCUGGCUCGGAAACAAAUGCCACAAACAACAAAAUGUAAUCUAAAUGUAGACUGACAGUAGCUUGAAUUUUGGCUCUGAGAAGCUUGCAGUCUCUGAUCUGCAUCCCAGAGGCUCCUCUGUGGAGGAAGUCUGAGAGGGGGUGUCGAAUUGACAGCCCCACCGUUGCAGUUCAGGCUAGGAAAACCAAGUAGCUCCUCUGUAGUCUGUUUCUCUGCAGCCACAUUAAAGUAAGCAGUUUUGACUGCCCAGGCACCUUCUUUUGUAACAAGACCAGUUUCUGUAACCGCAGUAUGGAUGACUAACCUGUGUCGGAUGUGUGGAGUAACCAUUGAAGCAGUGUCCUUUUUAAAAAGGCACUACAUAAAGGAGUGUAUGCACUGCUUUUGCUAUUGUGCCUUACGUGGGUACAUAUUUAAAUCUAGACAGCACUCAUCUGUUACUCAAGUAUUAAUGUUUUCCGUCUUUAUCAGCUGUCUGGCACUUGCUUCUCUAACAACUUGCUUUGUUGCAUGUUACUCUCCUUGACCACAGAAGAUCUGAAGUUUAAUUAACAUCUUUUCUUAUGAUUCCUCAUGAUUCUAGUGACCAGUGAAAAAAUAUAUUAACACGUUUUUACUGAUGAGAUCUUUAAGGGACUCAGAAACUUCUGCGCUACCAUUUAUGUUGAUCAGUUUAUGAAAUAAAGAUUAUCACAAUAUAUUUUGAUUGUAGCACUUUUCAGCUAUCAGCAGACCUGUACUGGUGGCAUAUUAUGAAGUGUAGAUAAAUAGUUUAUUUAAAAGUGGAUUGCUCUGAGAGGGCCUUGCCAUUUUUUUUCUGUUGUGGUAAUAUUUAAGAGGCCUUAGCUGAGUUGUGUGCAAUAAUCACUGUCGGUUGUUAAGGGUGCAUAUGGAUUGGCUCAAACAGCUCUCUCUCCUUAACUAAAACUUUGUUUUGACCUCUUAUAACAUAGGUCUGUGAAAUUUUCUAAAGAAUUAGAUAUUAAUGUGUGCUCAUUCUAAAGCUUACAUUUUUCAAGAAUCACACAAUUUUAGGGUUUUUAGGUGUACAUUGGUCAUACAGGUUUUUGUUUUUUCCAUAAUAAUGAUGAUGAUUGUUUAAAA